AUGGCCUUUUACGUAGCCGUGUUAAGCCUGCUUAUCUGGGGGAUUAAUUCCAUUGCUCUUGAAGGUAAUUGCUCAACACCUCAAGUAGAUCUGGGCUAUGAAAUCCACGAAGGCGUUUACAAUGCAACGGGGCAGUUCUACAACUUCUCCAAUAUCCCUUACGCACAGCCGCCACUUGGAGAUCUUCGCUUUCAAGCUCCUGUUCCGUUCGACGUAGAUUGCCCGACAACGCCUAAGCCAUUAAAUAACGGCUCAAGGUUUUCAGUGUGUCCUCAAGGUGCACCAGCCUGGACAAGUGUCGCCGUGAAGUGGCUUACUGAAGGAAUUGGUGCUAUCAACCAAUCAGCGGGCUACCAGCCUCCUAAUAUCACAACGCUACCAACUGUGGCGUAUGGAACAAGUGAAGACUGUCUUGUGCUGGAUAUUCUUUCACCAAAAAAUAUCUUCGAAAGCAGAGGGCAGGGACGAGGAGCUGCAGUGUUGGUAUGGAUUCAUGGAGGAGGUUACACUCUAGGUUGGAAGACUCUUUAUGGAAGUGGCGCAGGAUUGGUCAGAGCCAGUGAGAGUAAUGGGAAAGAAGGCGUGAUAUAUGUGGCGAUCAACUAUCGGCUUGGACUCUUCGGUUUCCUCUCGGGGCCCACGUUUCAAAUGAAUGGAACAGCCAAUGCUGGUCUACUAGACCAAAGAAUGGCGCUCGAGUGGAUUCAACAGAACAUUGCAAAGUUCGGCGGAGAUCCUCAUCGAGUUACAGUCAUGGGAGAAUCGGCUGGAGGUGGGAGCACAAUCCACCAAAUUACUGCUUACGGAGGUUCGAGGGGACCAGCACCCUUUCAACAAGCCAUCAUUCAAAGCGGCGCAUUUCUCCCAGUUCCCACCAACAAACGAAAGGAAGACCUAUUCCAGCGCUUUUUAGCUACGGCAAAUGUGAGCACCCUGCAGGAAGCGAGGAAACUGCCCACUCAUGCAUUACAACUUACCAAUGCAAUUAUGGUUGGAGAAGCACCGUAUGGGGACUUUACAUUCAGUAAGAUUUCCUACCCAUCUAGCAACCUGCACGUAUAUGACUUUCCAACUAACGAUGCGUUCAUAGACCCCGUCGUCGACGGAAGUUUCGCACCAGCUCUUCCCGGCCCCUUGCUCCUCGACGGACAGUUUGACAAAUCGAUCAAAAUAGUAACCGGGCAUAACAUCAACGAAGGAAUCUUCUUCACGUCGCCCUUCGUCCCUACGCCCGCAACCUUCGACCAAAACGUCAUCCUUGUCUCCUUCCCCAACACCAAUGCUAGCAACACGCUCAACUACAUCACCCAGACGCUCUACCCGCCCAUCUUCAAUGGCACCUACAACUACACGAACCAGAUCGCGCGCGCCGCCGAGAUUGUCGGCGAGGCGCUGUUCUCCUGUAAUGCCAACUAUCUGGACCGCGCGUUCGGGAAUAGGUCGUAUAGCUAUCAGUUCAGCGUCGCGCCGUCGCUUCACGGCGACGACGUGCCGUAUACGUUUUACCAGAGCCCGAACAGUGCCGUGCUGAACGAUACGCUUGCCGUUGAGAUGCAGGAGUACUUUACGAACUUUGCGAUUAAUGGCGAUCCAAAUGGAGGUGGGCUGCCGCGGUUCCCAACGUAUUAUGAGGAUUCGCCUGAUGGGAUAGUGUUGGACUUGAAUGUGUCGUCUAUUUCGACGAUUCCGGAUGUGCUGGCUAAUCAGAGGUGUGCUUGGUGGCAGAAGGCGCUGUAUUUUUGA
This is a messenger RNA of Lachnellula hyalina, 1743 nucleotides long. Its product is annotated as Carboxylesterase. Lineage: Eukaryota; Fungi; Ascomycota; Leotiomycetes; Helotiales; Lachnaceae. The transcript has 4 exons. The record is from RefSeq and is a predicted model, not a curated record. The coding region runs from base 1 to 1743 and encodes 580 amino acids.